This is a messenger RNA of Talaromyces stipitatus ATCC 10500, 3308 nucleotides long. RefSeq names its product valyl-tRNA synthetase. Lineage: Eukaryota; Fungi; Ascomycota; Eurotiomycetes; Eurotiales; Trichocomaceae. Gene Ontology annotation, biological process: valyl-tRNA aminoacylation. The transcript has 9 exons. The record is from RefSeq and is a predicted model, not a curated record. Gene Ontology annotation, molecular function: ATP binding; valine-tRNA ligase activity; aminoacyl-tRNA deacylase activity. Gene Ontology annotation, cellular component: cytosol. Bases 1 to 3201 code for a protein of 1066 amino acids.
AUGGCUACGACAUCCGGCUCUGCGAACCCUCUGGGUGAGCAGACAGCUCCUGUUACCGGUCCCCCUCCCGCAGUCCCCGAAAACGUCAAGUCUGAUAUCCAACAAGCCGCUAAAGAUGGUCAAUCCGAGCCGGGAAAGGAUACCUCUGCGCCUCCCGAGGGCAAGGUGAAGACUGAAAAGGAAUUGGAAAGAGAGCGACGCAAAGCAGAGAAAGCCAAGAAGUUUGCUGAAAAGCAGGCAAAGGCCGCCGCCGCGAAACCUGCGCAACCCAAGGCUGAGAAGAAAGAAAAGGUUAUUGAUAAAACGACCGAUGCAUAUGAUCCGGCAACUAUUGAGGCCGGUCGGUACGAGUGGUGGGAGAAGAAGGGAUUAUUCAAGCCACAGUUUGAUGGGAAUGGCAAUGUGAAACCUGAUGGUGUUUUCUCGAUGGCUUGCCCGCCCCCUAAUGUCACUGGUGCACUUCAUAUGGGUCACGCCCUCAUGGUGGCUCUCCAAGACACCAUGACUCGUUACUACCGAAUGAAGGGCAAAACUACCGUUUGGGUACCUGGUACGGAUCACGCUGGUAUCUCGACUCAAAGCGUAGUUGAAAAGAUGCUGUGGAAGGAGAAGAAGCAAACCCGUCACGAUCUAGGCCGACCAGAUUUUUUGAAGUUGACACAGGACUGGAAGGACAGAUACCAGGGUUCUAUUCUCACUUCGUUGAAAGCAAUGGCCGCUUCACUGGAUUGGUCGCGUGAAGCUUUCACGAUGAACCCCAAUUUCUCGGCUGCUGUUACGGAGACUUUCUGUCGUCUUCAUGAGGAAGGAACUAUCUAUCGUGCCAAUCGACUUGUCAACUGGUGCUGCGCUUUGAAUACAUCCUUGUCCAACUUGGAAGUUAACAAUCAAGAGAUUCCGGGCCGAACUUUGCUUGAUGUUCCUGGCUAUGAGAAGAAGGUCGAAUUCGGUGUAUUGACACACUUCUGCUACGAGAUUGAGGGUACAGGAGAACGCAUUGAGAUUGCUACUACUCGACCUGAGACCAUGCUUGGUGAUACCGGUAUUGCUGUACAUCCUGAUGAUAAGAGAUAUCAGCACAUUAUCGGCAAGAAAGCCAAGCAUCCAUUCGUCAACCGUCUCCUUCCAAUCGUCGGAGAUUCAACCGUUGCCAUGGACUUUGGUACUGGUGCAGUCAAGUUGACUCCUGCCCACGACUUUAACGAUUAUGCUCGCGGAAAGCAGCAUGGUCUUGAAUUCGUGUCAAUCUUGAAUGACGAUGGUACUCUCAAGGAUAAUUGCGGUGCCUUCUCAGGCAUGAGGCGAUUCGACGCAAGAUACGCCGUCGUCGAGAAGCUCAAAGAGGCUGGCCUGUACGUCAAAUGGGAGAACAAUCCUAUGGUUAUUCCACGUUGCGAGAAGAGUAAGGAUAUUAUUGAGCCUGUUCUUAAGCCGCAAUGGUGGAUGAAGAUGGAUGAUAUGGCACGAGCUGCCAUGGAAGCCGUCGAGAAGAAAGAAAUUACCAUAAGCCCAGCUUCUGCCGAGAAGAACUUUUUCCACUGGAUGAGAAACAUUCAAGAUUGGUGUAUUUCUCGUCAGCUUUGGUGGGGCCAUCAAGCACCAGCUUGGCUCGUCCAGAUUGAAGGCCAGGUCGCAGAUGAUGGUGACAGUAACCUAUGGGUAAGCGGUCGUUCAGAAGAAGAGGCCCAGGCCAAGGCUGCCGCCAAGUUCCCAGGUCAAAAAUUCACUCUCAAGAGAGACGAGGACGUCCUGGAUACAUGGUUCUCUUCUGGACUUUGGCCGUUUGCAACACUAGGCUGGCCUAAUACUGAGAGCCACGAUUAUCAGAAACUUUUCCCCACCAGCACACUCGAGACUGGUUGGGAUAUUCUUUUCUUCUGGGUAGCGAGAAUGAUUAUGCUCAGUCUGAAGCUGACAGGAAAGGUCCCUUUCAAGGAGGUUUAUUGCCAUUCCUUGAUCCGUGAUAGUGAAGGCCGUAAGAUGAGCAAGUCUUUGGGUAAUGUCAUCGACCCUCUUGACGUCCAAAAGGGUAUCACUCUUGAUGCUCUCCAUGAAAAAUUGAAACAGGGCAACCUUGCUGAGAAAGAGAUUGGAGUGGCUACCAAAUAUCAAAAGAAGGCGUUCCCCAAGGGUAUUCCAGAGUGCGGUGCUGAUGCGCUACGCAUGGCUCUUGUCUCUUAUACCACUGGAGGCGGUGACAUUGCGUUCGAUGUCAACGUUAUUUUCGGCUACCGUCGAUUCUGCAACAAGAUCUACCAAGCUACCAAGUUCGUUCUUGGCAAAUUGGGCUCUGACUUCGUCCCUUCGGCUAAACCCGUCAAGACCGGACGCGAAUCUCUCCCCGAACGUUGGAUCUUGUCAAAAUUCAACAAAGCUGCCAAGGAAAUCAACAAUGCUAUUGAGACACGCGAAUUCUCCAUCUCUGCGUCAACUGCCUACCAAUACAUCUACUCGCAACUGUGUGAUGUCUACAUCGAGAACUCCAAGUCUCUGCUCCAGUCUGAUGCUCCUGCUGAAGUACAAGAAUCAGCCAAACAGACUCUCUACACAGCCCUAGAAGGAAGUCUUUUGCUUCUUCACCCCAUCAUGCCUUAUAUCACUGAAGAUCUUUGGCAAAGAUUACCACGCCGUGAAGGAGACAAGACUGAGUCCAUCAUGGUGGCCCGAUUCCCCGAAUAUAAUGCGUCCUUCGACGACGAGGCUGCCGAAAAGGCAUAUGAACUUGUCCUCGACACCUCCAAGGCCAUCCGUUCUAUCCUCGCUCAGUACGACGUCAAGGAGAAAUCCGACUUAAUCCUCGCGGCCUACAACGAGGCAAGCCACAAGACCAUCUCCGACGAAGUCGUCGCCAUCAAAUCUCUAGGCGGCAAAUACGCCGGCGAAAUCUUUGUCCUUGGGCCCGACAACAAGUCCCGUCCAGAUGGGUGCGUCGUUAGCCCCGUCGGCGCCGACGCUGCUGUCUACCUCAAGGUCUCGAAACAGGUUGCACUCGAGCAAGCCGAGAAGGCCAAGGCCAACUUGCAAAAAACACGCGAUCUAGUGACCAAGAUCCAAAAGACAAUGAACACGCCCGGUUGGAGGGAGAAGGUCAAGGUUGAGAUCCAGGAACAGGAAGAGAAGAAGUUGCGGGAUGCAGAGGGUGAGGCAGCCUUGAUUGAGGAACAGAUUCGUGAACUGGAGAAAUUGCGUUUGGAUGCUUAGAUCAUUCGCUCUUGAUAAAAGAAGGAUUCCGAAUGGCAAAAGUAAGGAAUUUUUGUUUGUCGUCUCGCAGAUAUUCACAGAUACAGAUAGAUGUUAGCCAUCUCCAA